Messenger RNA from Neocloeon triangulifer, 2198 nucleotides. It is a transcript of the gene Nulp1, whose product is annotated as ribosome quality control complex subunit TCF25. The record is from RefSeq and is a predicted model, not a curated record. The coding region runs from base 138 to 2135 and encodes 665 amino acids. Gene Ontology annotation, cellular component: RQC complex. The transcript is spliced from 9 exons. NCBI's taxonomy places the organism in Eukaryota, Metazoa, Arthropoda, Insecta, Ephemeroptera, Baetidae.
GCACACAACCUGCCAUAAUAAAACACGGCACGACAUUACCAGAAGCCACGAUUCCUUCAUCGUCGAACUUACAAACAAAACCAAUUUUCUUUUGACAGUCACCGAAUUUAAAUCAAAAGCAAAGCAAAGUCUCCAAAAUGUCUUCGCGAGUGCUGCGCAAGCUUCAGGGCGACACCGGACUGCCUGUCGGCGCCGAGAGCGACCCUGAAAAAGAAGAAGAGGAGGACGACUUGUUGGCGGUGGCUACGGGCGGAGGUGCCAAAAAGAAGCAGUUCAACGUCAAUCGAUAUGACCUGCUGAAUCAGCAGUCAUUGUCGGAAUCGGAAGUGAAAGAGGACGACGACAACGAGACCGAACCGACACAGGAUCAAGACGGCGCCGACCCUUGCGACAAGGGGGCCAAACGCAAGAAGAAAAAGAAGAAGAAGAAAGCCACGAAGCCUGCCUUUAAUCAAAGGAGCAGCGAAGAUAAUUUUGAUGGAGAUGAAAUUGACCAAGUCAACAGGUUGCUGGGCCCGGUCCCAUCUGCCGAGACUGCCCAAGCUGCAAUUGAAGUACAGCGGACCAAGGAAUUGCUCAGUAUUGAGAACAGAAAUCUCAAUCCAAAUAACGAGCUGAAGCGGAUUUUCGGAGUUAAAAUUGUGCAGUCGGAGCAGAGGAAAAAAUCAAGGACCAGAACUCACUUGCGAAACACCGGAAUUGUGACUCCAAAGGACACCUGGCCAAUGAUAGGAAAACAAGGAAUAACAAUGAGAUACUGUGAGCAAAAGGGUCAAGUCCAGAUUUUUUCUUACGAGCACAGCCCAGACUACCAGCAGGUGCAGAAAAUCUUCCUGCAGGCUGUCGAGAGUCUGAAUCCAGACAACGUCGUCUCUGUCAUUCACUCACACCCUUAUCACGUCGACGCUCUACUGCAGGUGGCCGAGCUUUGCAAAAUGAGUGAAGAUGUUCAAAUGGCCGCAGACUUGAUUGAACGGGCUCUGUAUGCCUUGGAACAUGCAUUUCACCCUCUCUUCAGUCUUGCUCAGGGCAACUGCAGGCUCGAUUACUGCAGACAGGAAAACAGGGCACUCUUCAUAGCACUCUUCAAACACCUGACCUUAGUUGGUCAACGUGCAUGUCACCGCACUGCUCUCGAGCUGAGCAAAGUGGUUUUAUCCCUUGACCCAGAGGGGGAUCCGCUGGCCAUGGUUCUGGUCAUUGACCUGUACGCCCUGAGGAGCAGGCAGUUUGCCUGGUUGGUCCGCUUGGCCGACGAGUGGGAAGCCUCGAGAAAUCUUAGUCAGCUUCCCAAUAUUGCAUACUCAACGGCUGUUGCUCGAUUCCACCUGGCGCAGCAGGGUGCUGUGGAAAUGGCCGAUGCAGACGCAGCCCUGCAGCUGGCGCUCAUCAUGUUCCCAGGGGUGCUUUCGCCGCUGCUUGAAAAAUGCUCUGUGCAGGUUGACCAAAAGGUGCUGGGUCACAACUUCUUCGGACCAAACUCACAAACCAGCAUGCCACCUGCACUGGCGCAGCUUGUUCAACUCUACGUAGCCCGUUGUUGGCCUGUGUGGAAAGAGCCUGAGCUUCUUCCGUGGUUAGAGAGAAACACACACGCAGUCUUAGCCCGUGUGGACAGCAAAGACCCUUUGGUCAGUGAGUGUGAUGGUCACAGACGCAGGCGCUAUCAGGGCAACCCACCAAGGAACAUAACCAGGCACAUUGUUCUAGCCGACUUGAAAGAAGUUCCACCCGUGAUUUCACAAAGUGAGGCAUCAGGCCCGGUGAUGAGUUUUGACCCUCUUCCACCUACAAACUCAAUCAACAUCUACGAGAGACCCAGGAGGCCGAGAGUGACCACUGUGGACAACGCAGGGGCCCUGACCCUUUUCUUCCGAUCGCUGCUACCGACAUUCAACGUGAACGAGCCACCUGGGGGUGAAGGGGCUGGUGCAGCUGCGCCGGCAGAGGAGGUGCAGUACGAGUUUGAGGGCGAAAACGAGGGUGGCGGAUUGGAGGUCAGGCGCAAUUUGGCCUCCCUGAUGGACAUGCUGAGGGACCUCUUGAGGAAUAUCCAACUUCCGGACGCUCCCGAUGCAAGGGGUGACGCAGACGUCGAUAGUUCUGGAGACGACGAACCAGGCAACGAGACGUAAACAAGAGCUGCUCUAAAAAAAAUAAUAAUGGUUGGGUGUUGAUUUUUAUCAAAGUAGAUCUCC